CGAUUCUUCCCAUUCAAAAUUGAAUUGAGAGAUUGCCGGGUCGGAUUGACGACAUCAAAUACUUUUCUUUCAUUUCAUUUCAUUCAAAAUUGAUUUGAUUGGUUUGCACGUCGCUGAAACGUUCACAAGCACACGCCAACAUUUCCAAAUUAUUUCCAGCAAUGCAAUCAAGAAGAAAUAUACACGAUUAGGUUGUUGUUGAUCAAAUGCGUGGGAAAAUCGUUUAUUUCAUCCGGAUCCCACAAGCUGAAAGGGCUGGAUAGGGCGGACACUCCAUCAUUUGCGAUAAUUGAUCUUCUUUCCUAGAGACCAGGAUUGGGGUGUCCAUUCUGCUGAAUUGUCCUGGCUUGAACCUGGCUUCAUCCUCUAUGUAUCGUCCCUUUGCACUCUGGAGAAUUGAUCUAUGAUGACCAAUUUUGUAAGCCAAGCAACUUCACCAGAAGACCAACAGUCACUUGACAAUAUGGAAGAUGGUGGUCUGGUAUUUUCUGUGGAUGAUGCACUCUUGGCUUCAGGCUUUGGGAAGUAUCAAUGGUUUUUGUUGUUCUAUGCUGGGAUGGGCUGGAUUGCAGAAGCAAUGGAGAUGAUGUUACUUUCAUUUGUGGGACCGGCAGUUCAUUCUGAGUGGGGAUUGACCCCUGGUCAAGAAAGCAUGAUCACCAGUGUAGUAUUUGUUGGGAUGAUGGUGGGAGCAGCCUUGUGGGGUAUCCUUUCAGAUUUAAAAGGGAGAAAGUAUGGAUUUUUUGUCACUUCAGUGAUCACUUUUGUUGCUGGGUUCUUGAGUGCAUUUUCACCAAAUUAUCUUGCUUUGGUUUGUACCCGUUGCUUUGUUGGCAUUGGGUUAGGAGGUGGUCCUGUGCUUUCCUCAUGGUUUUUAGAGUUUAUCCCAUCUGCCAACAGAGGAUUCUGGAUGGUCGUGUUUCAAGUAUUUUGGACUAUUGGGACAAUAAUAGAAGCUUCCUUAGCAUGGAUAGUGAUGCCAAAGUUGGGUUGGAGAUUGCUACUUGGAUUAUCUUCAGGACCUUCGUUUGUUUUGCUGUUUUUCUAUGGUAUAGUACCAGAAUCUCCAAGAUAUCUUGCAAUGAAGGGAAGAACUAAAGAUGCUCUUCAUAUCUUGGAAAAUAUUGCCCUUAUGAAUAAAAAGCAUCUUCCAGCUGGGAGAUUUGUCAGUCAGCUAAACACUGAGCUCAAUGAAAUAGAUAAUAUUGAUCCGUUAAAAAUAGAAGAAGUUCAUCUAAUGAAUGAAAUAAAGCAGUCAAAUAAAAACCUCAUGAACAGAGAAAAUGAAAACGGAGUUCUUUCAUCAUUAUAUGGUCUCUUUUCACCAAAUUUUAUCAAAUCGACUCUUCUUCUAUGGUCAGUAUUCUUUGCAAAUGCCUUCACCUACUAUGGACUUGUCUUGCUCACUUCUGAAUUGAGUGGUGAAGGGGGGAAUUGUGGACAAAAGGAGUCAUUGUUGGUUACUUCCACUGACAAUAGUCUUUACAGAGAUGUUUUCAUUUCAAGUUUUGGAGAGUUUCCUGGGCUUGUAUUGUCGGCAAUUGUUGUAGACUAUAUUGGUCGCAAAUGGUCAAUGGCUGCAAUGUUCUUCUCCUGUUCUGUCUUUCUUCUUCCACUAAUAUUUCCUCAACACGAGGCUAUCACAACUCUUCUUCUCUUUGGAGCUCGUCUAUGUAUCACAGGAACAUUUACAAUUGUCUACAUUUAUGCUCCCGAGGUCAGUUGA
This is a messenger RNA of Cryptomeria japonica (Japanese cedar), 1726 nucleotides long. RefSeq names its product organic cation/carnitine transporter 7. Lineage: Eukaryota; Viridiplantae; Streptophyta; Pinopsida; Cupressales; Cupressaceae. The transcript has 6 exons. Bases 404 to 1726 code for a protein of 440 amino acids. Gene Ontology annotation, biological process: transmembrane transport. Gene Ontology annotation, cellular component: membrane. Gene Ontology annotation, molecular function: transmembrane transporter activity. The record is from RefSeq and is a predicted model, not a curated record.